CGCGUCGGUGCAGUCUGAGUGAAGAGCCCAUCAGCUUGGACCACAUCUCAGAGCAGCGGAGCUCCGGUCUGGACGCGGGCCAAGCCUGUCUGGUGUCAAACCAGCCUGAACAGAUACUCUCAGACAUCUCAUUUCUUCACCUCAUUCCUGAGACGGGACUCUGCCCACCCCUUGUGUAAAGCAAUUUAAACCUGAUAGCUCAUCAUCUCCACUGAAAAUAUUUGCUGGAGUAUUAGACAGUCGCUCUUUGCUUCUUCCUCACAAGCACUUUGCCACCGUGCACAACCCGAGCCCGGUCAUGGCUUUUACGCGCAAACCUCCGUCCUCCGACUGUCCUGUGAUGAUAUAUUUUUUAUUCCAAGCUUGAUUUUGGAGUUUCAGCAAAUUCUGACUUCUCUAAUAUUUUUAUAUUUCUCUUUCAUCCGUGGAAAUGCUCCGUCCAGAACCAUAAAGGACCAACGUUUGCUUAAUAUGAACUUAUUGCCAAGUGGAAUAUGUUUUUAUUUAUCGGUAGCAAUCUGCUGGCUGACGGCCGAGGUCGAUGCGUCCUGGUGGUACAUGGGCACCCUGGGCUCCCAGGUGAUGUGCGACAACAUCCCAGGUCUGGUGAAUAGGCAGCGCCAGCUGUGCCGGCAGCACCCAAAAGUGAUGCAAGCCAUCGGGGCCGGGAUGAAGGAUUGGAUCUCAGAGUGCCAGCACCAGUUCCGCAACCACCGCUGGAACUGCAACACCACAGCCAGGGACCACAACCUGUUCGGACGCCUGCUUCUACGCAGCAGUCGCGAGGUGGCUUUCAUGUACGCCAUCUCCUCGGCCGGUGUGGUCUACACGUUGGCGCGAGCCUGCAGCCAAGGCGAGCUGGACUCCUGCUCCUGUGAUCCCACUAAGAAGGGCUCGUCGCGGGACGCCAAGGGCUCUUUUGACUGGGGCGGCUGCAGUGACCACGUGGAGCACGCCAUUCGCUUCAGCCAGGCCUUCGUGGACGCCAAGGAGAGGAAGGAGAGGGACGCCCGGGCGCUCAUGAACUUACACAACAACCGGGCCGGCAGGAAGGCGGUGAAGCGCUUCAUGAAUCUGGAGUGUAAAUGUCACGGUGUCAGCGGGUCGUGCAGUGUUCGGACCUGCUGGCUGGCCAUGGCCGACUUCAGGCGCACUGGCGACCACCUUCGCAAGAGGUAUAACGGCGCCGUGCAGGUGGCCGUUAACCAGUACGGCACUGGGUUCACUGCCGCACACGCACACUUCAAACGACCCAGCAAGAAUGACCUGGUGUACUUCGAGGACUCGCCCGACUACUGCAUACGGGACCACGAGUCAGGGUCGAUGGGGACUGGGGGGCGGGUCUGUAACCGGACAUCUCGUGGCGUUGACGGCUGUGAGGUGAUGUGCUGCGGUCGAGGCUACGACACGUCGCGGGUCAGCCGGACCACCAAGUGUGAGUGCAAGUUCCACUGGUGCUGCGCCGUGCACUGCCGAGACUGUCACCAGCAGGUCGACGUGCACACCUGUAAGGGCCAGACGUGACCUCGCCGCCGCCGAACACUACUGACCGCUCGCCUUAAACCAGCAGUCGUACUAGUCACCGUGUAGAAACCACUGCUUUUGUACUGGACCUAUCAUCCAGCUGUAAGGAUAUCUCCGUCCUCAGUGCUCAGCCAACUUUCUGCAGUGAAACCUGGUUUUCAAAGGCAAUCAGACUUUUCUGUCGUCAUUUCUUCCAGUUUUUUUAACCUUAAAAGCCUUUUUUGAACAGAUGCUUAUGACAGAAACAAUCUGGUGUAGAAACUGUUUCAACCACCUGUAAAAAACAGUAAAGGUCUGACACACAAGUACACUGAAAAUAUAUUCUAUAAUCUAUCGUAGUGUUGUCAAAUCUCUCGAGAGAAUUUCAAGUUUGGUUCGUCCCUUCUGGGCUGCUGUAGAAACAUGGCGGACUCCAUAUCUGUAGAUAUAAAAGGCUCAUUCUAAGGUAACAAGAACAUAACAAUUGCUAUAUCCACGUGAUUAUACACUAAUGAAAACAUACGUAUGAAUAUUAGAUCCUCCUUAAUGUUACACACUGGACUUUUAUACACAAGUCUACCCUCUCUCUCUCUCUCUCUGCGUCCAAACUCUGCAUCACACACACACACACACACACACACACAGGUAACCACCGACCUUUGUUUGUUUAUGUAAAUAUGUGGUUGUGUAAAUUAAAAUCAGAUGUAUAGUGUAUGGAACCAUUAUCUGUAACCAAGAGGCACAUUUUAACUAAUAAACACUCUUCACUUCCUCCUGUCGUGCAAGCCAAUCACAUGACUGAUGAUCACCGGAGUUAGACCGAACAUCUGACUGCUUCAACAAAGAGUUGGUUUGUUAAGCAGUUUUUUUCCUUUGGCGAUAUGUUAAAGGAAAAACUAUGUUAUAGCCGGAUCAUCAUUCCGAUCGGUAAUAACUUAACACUCAGAGUUAAUUGUGGGGACUGAGGAAGGAAAAAUAUAUACACAAACACCUACAAGUGUGUUUCCACGUUGGAGCUCUUAACCUACAAAUCACAGUCACUUAAUGUUUUUGCAGAUCAUUUUCGAAUGUAUGCGUCAGGUUUAGACGUUUGGAUGGAUUUAGUUGUUUCUGUGGCAUGAAACUCGAUUGUCAGAAAUUUCAGUUGUUUUUCAGUGAACAUAAUGACCAACAAAUGACGAAUGACAUCAUUCCUUGGCAAUGCCGUUUUUUUUCAGAUCCGAUUAAUUUAGAAAGUCUGCGUCACGGGACAACAGUAAUGUAUCUCUGGCAAACAUUAAUACAGACUGCUAUCAAUUACACAUCUCAAGAUACAAAAUCUCAUGAAAUCCAGUGUCGGCCUGGAACAGCAGACCCUAGAAUUACUUCCCCAUGGUUGUAUGCCUCUGCCAACCAGUCAAGCUGCAGUUUAAAUCCAUGUAUGUCCAGACUCAUGAUAUAUGUGGUGAAUACUUGGAAGGAAUGGAAUAAAAAGGUAUACCGUGUAAUUUUUGGCUAUACAGUUGUAUGCAAAAGUUGGGCACCCCUAGACAAAUAUCAUUUUGGUGAUAUUUUUUAAACUGAAAGUACGUAAACAGUCUUUUAUAGGACAUAGAAAUCAGUUUUUUGUAGCCAGCGAGAAGCCUAUCAGUCUUUGCUUCUAGUCGGCAAUAGCAAUAUUCUUGGGGCGUCCUAAGUCAGGGGACUGUUAGGGCCAUUGCAAAACAGCUUCAGCUACAGGUAGUCCACGGUGGAUUUUGAGGUAUGUUUAGGGUCAUUAUCCUGUUGUAGAAGCGUUCCUCUUUUCAGCUUCAGCUUUUUUUUAUAAAUGCUGUGAUGUUUGCUUUCAGAAUUUGCUGCUAUUAAGUGGAGUCCUCCACCCAUGCAGCGCUUCCUGUGCCACUGGCUACAACACAGCCCCAAAGCAUGAUAGAUCCACCCCCAUGCUUAACAGUUAGCGAGGUGUGCUUUUCAUGAAAUGCUGAUGUUCGGUUGCAUACUUCUGACGUUGGAUGUGCACACGGGUAAGAUUUGCUGACUAUAUGCAAGCCAAGACCGCCACCAUUCCCCUGAGCCGCAGUCUAUUAAUUAUAUUCUGUGCAAACUGAAAGCUGACAAGGCUUUGUUAUGUUUUUGUAGUCUUCUCCUGCAUUAUGGGGGUCAAUUACUUUUUCCUAAUAGUUCAUUGUUGGACUGAACUUUUGCACAUGCCACAAUGAUUAUGAUUUAUUUCAGUUGAACUUGACAUAAAACGCAACUAUGUAUUAAUUUUUGCUGAAAUUAUUGUGCUCUAUGUUUCACCUCCUAGAGAGCUUGUGUCUGCAUGUUUUCAAUUAAUAAAAAAUAAAAAAAACCA
This is a messenger RNA of Dicentrarchus labrax (European seabass), 3838 nucleotides long. It is a transcript of the gene wnt2, whose product is annotated as wingless-type MMTV integration site family member 2. The coding region runs from base 472 to 1524 and encodes 350 amino acids. The transcript is spliced from 5 exons. Gene Ontology annotation, biological process: canonical Wnt signaling pathway; neuron differentiation; cell fate commitment. NCBI's taxonomy places the organism in Eukaryota, Metazoa, Chordata, Actinopteri, Moronidae. The record is from RefSeq and is a predicted model, not a curated record. Gene Ontology annotation, cellular component: extracellular region. Gene Ontology annotation, molecular function: cytokine activity; frizzled binding.